Messenger RNA from Schistocerca gregaria, 860 nucleotides. RefSeq names its product oxidoreductase-like domain-containing protein 1. NCBI's taxonomy places the organism in Eukaryota, Metazoa, Arthropoda, Insecta, Orthoptera, Acrididae. Gene Ontology annotation, cellular component: mitochondrion. The record is from RefSeq and is a predicted model, not a curated record. The transcript is spliced from 2 exons. Bases 308 to 643 code for a protein of 111 amino acids.
AAACAUUGGGACAUUGUAAACAAGACAACUUUUCGACCAAAGCUUUUUGCAAAACGAUUGAUGUUAAAAGUUAAAUUAUAUGCACAAUAGAAAUACGCUAUGACGUAUUAAAUAAUUUGCAGUGCAGCGUAUAGGGCAUAAUUACGGUUGUUGCUGAUCGGUUUUUGAACUAAACUACGUACUUUUUGCAUGCUGUAGAAAUUCGAUUACACCUUUACGGUAAUCUUUGUUGAGUUCUAUAUAAAGGAGUGUAAAAAUAUGCCCACUUGUUUGGUUUAAAUACACUCGGACCGAUUGUGAACGGAAGAUGCAUGUUUAUCGCUUGUGUGGAAUAUUCAGGUGUCGUAUGUUGCUGUGUAUCAGAGACACUUCAGUCUAUAGACACUGUAUUUCAUCAGAUGAUGGAAAGAAAGGUGAUGUGAUAUCUAGUGAAAAUACUGGAGAGCUGCCAGAAGAACCCACCAACUGCUGUAUGUCUGGAUGUGAAAACUGUGUUUGGAUACAAUAUGCAGAGGAGCUCUUAAAAAGAUUUUCAGACGGUGAUGAGAAAGCAAGAACUACAAUUCUUAGUAAAGUAUCAGAUCCAUCAAUGAAGUCAUUUUUAUUAACAGAGCUAAAAAUGUUGAAAAUGAAAAAGAGUUAAGAUACUGUCUUAAGGAAUCACUUAACAAAUAGAUAAAUGAUGUAAUAGUAUUAUCUAUCUCCAUCUGUUGUAUUUGUUUUUUCAAAAAUUUUAUAUUGUCAGCCUGGAAGUUUUGUUUACAAACAUCAUGUAAUUGAAAAAUGUAACACUUUUGCAACUGAGAGUUUUAUAAGAAAAUUGAAACAAAUGAAAUAAAAUUACAUUUAUGUCAGUUUAA